Exophiala xenobiotica is the source of this 2420-nucleotide messenger RNA. RefSeq lists its product as uncharacterized. Bases 234 to 2330 code for a protein of 698 amino acids. Gene Ontology annotation, molecular function: protein homodimerization activity; double-stranded telomeric DNA binding. The record is from RefSeq and is a predicted model, not a curated record. The transcript has 2 exons. NCBI's taxonomy places the organism in Eukaryota, Fungi, Ascomycota, Eurotiomycetes, Chaetothyriales, Herpotrichiellaceae. Gene Ontology annotation, biological process: telomere maintenance via telomere lengthening.
CGCAAUUUCAAAAGCCGGUCAGGCGAGACUCAUGUGUUAAGGGCACAAAAAGGCCGACGGUGAAAGUGAAAGUGAAAGUGAAAGUGGCCGUAAGUGAGAGCACGUGAGAGCAUGUGAAGCCGACUGCCGAGUGAUUCCCCGCAAUCUUUUCUGUCGGACUCUAUUUUAAUUAUUUACACGUGAUUCUCAUUUCGCAUUCGAGCUUCAGACGCAAAACAUGCAAGGACGAAGCGAUGUCGCCUGGUUCCCUUUCACCGCAAGCUGCUAGCGAUACUGCGGGAGUAGCAGCCUCCCAGAGACAAAAAGAGGAGACUUCGUCCCAAGCACCUGCAUCAACAUUUGGGACGACCGUUGCGCACGACGAUAAUCCGAGAAGUCCCAAAAGACAGCGCCUAUCCCCUCCCGAAGAUGGUGUAGAGAAGAGAAGUGCUCAAGUGCCGAGUGUCGUCCCAGGGGUGGCCGAUGCGCAAAAGAAGGAAAAUGAACAGUCAACGGUGCCUCAGUCUACAGCCGCACCGGUCCCUGCGCCAGCUGGGAACCAGAACCCCACUGCCUCUACACAGCCACCCAAGCAAAAGCCGGUAGGAAUGAAGAACCGUCUGGACAGUCUACCCCUGCUGGAAAGCAUAGCUUCUGAAAUAUUGACCUUCCUUGCCCGCUUGACACCCAGCGAGGCCUUGGGCUUGUCGAAUAUACCUAAUUCUCCCAAGACCCGCGAAUAUGCUGCGCUGCGAGCAAGGUUCGACCCCAUCAGAAGGAUGUUCUAUACUGGACAGCCGUUCUUAUCGACACAGGAUCUGCAACUUCGAGACGCGAACCAGAUCGAGUCCAUCCGCAAAGCCAACCAAGCCACAUUUAUGUCGAGUAUCUUCACAGGUGAAAUCGGACUUCGCGAUAUGGACCGUGGCUUCCUUCCUGUAUUGGUGCCGGAGAAUGGAACACUACUGAAGUCGCAAGCCUCGAUGUUUCUUGAGUUGAAAACCCAAGGCUUCAUAACAGCCUGGAGGACAGGCGCAGCUCCACCUCACGUGGUUAUGGCGGAUAUGUUUGGACCAGACCUAGACAAACAGAUCCUGGCCAGGAGGCCCGGCACAACCAUCUUAGGACCGACAGAGCAAGACUUCCUCAAUCAACUUUCAUCGCGGCGUGAAAUUCUGCAAACUCAUGCCAAGAGCAACACUCUUGACCAGUUACCCCUAAAGUACCGGUGGGAGGAUUUUAGCCGAGAGGUGGUAGCUUAUUUGAAGCAGAGCAUUGAGACCUCAUCCAACAACGGCAACGCUCAGGUUGAUUUGAAGCGGAGUGAUCCUACUAAGAAUCUACAGCGAGGUCAAAUGGAAGGACAAUUCUCCGUACACGCUCCACCAGCGCUGGCCGCUUCCACCGAGUCUAUCCUGAUGCAAGUGACGCAGGGUCAAACUCCGACUAUAACCCUGUUUGACGAUGAUUUUGUUGUGCAAGCCGCUAGAGCUGCGGAGAUUGCGCUGCAAGAAAUUGGGGGUGUAUCAGCUCCAGAGCAAGUGCCCGCGGUGCCAUCGCCUACUGCCAAACAAGAGACGCCUGCUGCUCCGUCAACCUUGCCUGAACAGCAGCAGCACGAGCCACGUAUGGAGAACAGAAAGUCUAAGUCACCUUCAGCUAUAAGCAGCAACCCGGAAAUCCCUCAUGCAUCCCAGACGGCCCCUACCUUGAUUCUUUAUGAAAGAGCUAGACAGGCUGCAACAGCAAAGGCUUCCAUGAUACCGCGAAAAGGAGUCGUACUCGCCCAGAGGCGUCCCUGGACGACUGAAGAAGAACACGCCCUGAUAAAUGGCAUCGACCAGGUCAAAGGCGCACACUGGAGUCAGAUUCUGGCGAUGUAUGGACCGGGAGGCACGAUAAGUGAGGCUUUGAAAGACCGAAAUCAAGUGCAGCUCAAGGACAAAGCGCGCAAUUUGAAGCUGUUCUUCUUGAAAAGUGGCAUCGAAGUACCUUACUACUUGCAAGCUGUUACAGGCGACCUGAGAACCCGGGCUCCGGGACAAGCUUCGAAGCUGGAGGAAGCCAAGGAACGCGACAGGAUGCAAUUAGAAGCAGACGAGAUGUCCUUCGAUGAUUUGGAUGGCUUCGCGGCCCUUGAAGAUGACGAAGCACAACUACAAAGCAUGGCGGAUGCCGGUGCUCCACCGCUGAAUCAAAAGUCCCCGAAAACUGAUAGACUUGGUCAGGUUUCUCAGCCUCCCGAGUCAAAGACAACGUUUGAACCGAGUAUGGAGGAUGUUGAGGCCAUGAUCGCUCGCGCAGCUGCGCAGGCUUCUCAGGAAGUGAAUUCAGGUCGCCUUGAAUCUUGAUCAUGACAGAGUCCACGACAUAGGAGAUGUAGACAUCUACGAGCUUGAAAUGCGAUGUCCUUUCAUAGGCUGUUGCUACCUCAGCGCCUG